CCACAGCAGCAGCGAAAAAAAAGAAAAGAAAAGAAAAGAAAAGAAGAAGAAGCAGCAGCAGCCAAGCAGCAGCUUCGCCGGCCCAUUGCCCUUCCGGAAUUAGAAAACGGGAACCAUGGCGCUUCCCUCCCUAAUCUUGCUGCUCUCUGUGCUGAGCAUCACACCCGCCGCCGUGUCCCUGAACCAGGACGGGCUGUUCCUGCAGCGGGUGAAGCUGGGCCUCUCCGACCCCAACGACGCCCUCUCCUCCUGGAACGAGCGCGACCCCACCCCUUGCUCCUGGAACGGCGUCCUCUGCUCCCCGGACGGCGCCCACGUCACCGCCGUCGACCUCUCCAACGCCCUCCUCGCCGGCCCUUUCCCCUCCUUCCUCUGCCGCAUCCAAACCCUCACCUCCCUCUCCCUCUUCAACAACUCCAUCAACUCCUCCCUCCCCGACGCCGCCAUCUCCGCCUGCCGCGCCCUCCGCUUCCUCGACCUCUCCCAGAACCUCCUCCAAGGCCCCAUCCCGCCCGCUCUCGCCGACCUCCCCGACCUCCGCCACCUCGACCUCCAGGGGAACAGCUUCUCCGGCCAGAUCCCCGCCCGCUUCGGCCAGUUCCGCAGCCUCGAGUGGAUCUCACUCGCCGGCAAUCUCCUCACCGGCACCAUCCCCCCUCAGCUUGGCAACAUUACCACCCUCAAGCAGCUCCUGCUUGCUUACAAUCCCUAUUCCGCGGGUCCCUUGCCCGCCGAGCUCGGCAACUUGACCAAUCUCGAUUACCUCUGGCUCGCCGACUGUAACCUCCGGGGCCCCAUCCCGGACUCGCUCGCCCGGUUGCCCAAGCUGCAGAAUCUCGACCUCACCAACAACCGCCUCACCGGUUCCAUUCCGCCCUCCUUCACUCGCUUCACCAGCAUAGUCCAGAUUGAGCUCUACAACAACUCUCUCACCGGCGCUCUGCCCCAGGGCUUCUCCAAUCUCACGACCUUGAGGCGUUUCGACGCCUCCAUGAACAACUUGACCGGGACCAUUCCCGACGAGCUCUGUGGGCUGGACCUCGAGUCGCUCAAUUUGUUCGAGAAUCGGAUUCAAGGGAGCCUGCCCGAGAGUAUAGCCAGCUCCCCCAACUUGUACGAGCUCAAGCUCUUCAAUAAUCAGAUGAACGGGACUCUGCCCGCUCGACUCGGUCUCAACUCCCCGCUGAUGCGGCUGGACGUCUCCUACAAUGGCUUCUCCGGUGGGAUCCCACCGAAUUUGUGCGCCAAAGGACUGCUUGACGAUCUGAUUCUCAUCUACAAUUCUUUCUCCGGGAACAUCCCCGAACAUCUCGGGAAAUGUCGUAGCUUGGGUCGAGUUCGAUUGAGGAACAACCGCUUGUCCGGGCCGCUCCCCGACGACAUGUGGGGACUCCCCGGGAUGUACUUGCUUGAGCUCGACGGGAAUUCCUUGACCGGCCAAAUCUCCAGGAAAGUUUCCUCUGCUUUUAACCUCUCACUUCUGCUUAUGUCGAGGAACCAGUUUUCAGGUCCUAUACCUGUCGAGCUGGGGUUUUUGGGGAAUUUGAUUGAAUUCGCGGCCAGCCAUAAUCGACUCAGUGGCCGAAUCCCGCAGAGUUUGGCGCAGAUGAAUCAACUCGGCAGGCUGGUUCUGAGCAGCAAUGAAUUGUCUGGGGAGUUUCCCGCCGGAGCUCAAGGUUGGAACAGCUUGUUUGAGCUCAAUUUGGCCAACAACAACUUGUCCGGCCAAAUCCCAGACGGGCUAGGAAGCUUGCCGGUGCUCAACUAUCUUGAUCUUUCAGGGAACCGGUUUUCAGGCAAAAUCCCAACAGAUCUCCAGAAGUUGAAGCUUAACUUGUUAAACUUGUCCAACAAUAGGCUCUCAGGCGAUCUCCCUCCCAUGUUUGCCAAGCAGAUUUACAAGAACAGCUUUCUAGGGAACCCAGGUUUGUGUGGGGACAUGGAAGGUCUCUGUCCACAAAAACAAGAACCCAAAAGGAGGAUGAGCAAUCUAUGGAUACUUCGAUUGAUUCUCGUAACCACUGCUUUAAUAUUUAUCCUUGGCGUCACUUGGUUCAUCUUCAAGUUCCGGAGCUUAAAGAAAGUCAAAGCAUGCAUUGUAAUAUCCAAAUGGCGAUCUUUCCACAAGCUUGGUUUCAGCGAGUGCGAGAUCCUCGACUACCUCCAAGAAGACAACGUCAUAGGGAGUGGAGCUUCAGGGAAGGUCUACAAGGUUGUUCUUAGCAAUGGGGAAACCGUGGCGGUGAAGAAGCUCUACGGGGGAGGGCAGAUGGGGAAGAACAUUGACUCCGGUGGAGAGAAAGAUGAAUUUGAAGUGGAAGUGGACACCUUGGGGAAGAUCAGGCACAAGAACAUUGUCAAGCUGUGGUGCUGCUUCAACGCUGCUGACUGUAAGCUACUGGUCUACGAGUUCAUGCCGAAUGGGAGCUUGGGAGAUCUGUUGCACAGUGCGAAAGGAGGGAGGUUGCUGGAUUGGUCUACGAGGUUCAAGAUCGCUCUUGAUGCGGCUGAGGGUUUGUCCUACUUGCACCAUGACUGUGUGCCUCCCAUUGUUCAUCGUGAUGUGAAAUCCAACAACAUUUUGCUGGAUCGAGAUUUCGGAGCUAGGGUGGCAGAUUUUGGAGUUGCUAAGAUUGUUCAAGGAGUCAACAAAGGGACUCAAUCCAUGUCAGGAAUUGCAGGAUCCUAUGGCUACAUUGCACCAGAGUAUGCGUACACGUUAAGGGUGAACGAGAAGAGCGACAUCUACAGUUUUGGAGUGGUGAUACUGGAGCUAGUGACAGGGAGGCUUCCAAUAGACCCGGAAUUUGGGGAGAAAGAUUUAGUGAAAUGGGUUUACUCUACACUAGACCAAAAGGGAGUGGAUCAAGUGAUCGACCCAAAGCUUGUGGAUUCCGGCUUCAGGGGGGAAAUUUGCAAGGUUCUGGAUGUGGGUCUUCGUUGCACAGGCUCUCUUCCCAUAAGCCGCCCUUCGAUGCGGCGGGUCGUCAAGAUGCUGCAAGAAGCUGGGAAAGAGAUGAAGUUGAGGUCCGGGAAGAAGCAAGGGAAGCUCGCGCCGUAUUUCCAAGAAGAAACCUCCGACGAGCUAGAGAGCUGUGACAGUCUGUCUAGGCAAAGAGCUUAGUCGGGGGAUUAGAAAGAAAAUGUUGAUAGUUACCACGAGCGAAAGAAAUGCUGAAGGGCACCAGUCUCCCAUUCAUUCUUUCCUUUUGCCCGACGGAAUUUGGAUGGUUUCCAUCCAGGGGCAGAGGGCAGGGCGAUUUGAUCUUUCAUUAAGGCUCGGCGACCCCAACGGCACAUAAAUUGGAUAGCGACCACAGUCUUGUCUAGAAUAGUGUGCAAGAUGUGUGCAUGGUUUGGUUCAUUAUCAGUUAGUUAGUUAGUUAGUUAGUUAGUGCAUAGGCCAGUAACUGUACUUUUACUUUUAGCUACAAGCUGGAAUUUCAGAAAAGAGGUACACCAGAACAUAACUAUACAUGAAAAUAAUAAGAGAUGCAAUUUCUG
Linum trigynum is the source of this 3504-nucleotide messenger RNA. The record is from the annotation of a GenBank genome assembly. NCBI's taxonomy places the organism in Eukaryota, Viridiplantae, Streptophyta, Magnoliopsida, Malpighiales, Linaceae.